GUGAUUCAUUGCUUUCGAAACAGCAUUUGAAUUUGUCAGAAAUCCGAAAAUUUCGAUCAGUAAAAGUGUAAUCUUAAGUAGGUAGAAUUGAUCUGAAGCAAAAGAAUUAACUGAUCUUCGAAAUUAUCAAAAAAAUUGUUAAUUAUGAGUAAUAGGACAUUAUUCUGAGUCAUAGAGGCCUUGACUUCACCUUAACGCCAGCGCUCUUAUUGACUUCAGUCACAUGGAUACUAAACUAAAGUUCAAACUAGCUGAUAAAUUUCAGCCUUGUUUUAACUCUCAAUAUUCGAUCUUCCCCACCGAGUCAGGAAAAAUUUAUUGUGGAAGAGAUGUUGACGACUCACUGUGUAUAAAUGUACUAGAUGAAAAUUCGUUUGCUUUAGUCAACAGAAUUCAGGAUGAUGAACUUAUCACAUCUUUCGUUGUCGAUGAGGCGGGAUCGGAGAUAUUUAUUGCUACUAAAAAUUUGCUUUUAAAACGUCUUGAUAGCUGUGCUCCAAGGCCUACAAAAGUAUGGAUGUCUUGUCAUCAAAGAAUCGUGCAGAAAAUGGCGCUUAACAAAUUUUCAACACGAUUAGCUACCGGUUCAGGAGAUAUGGUUGUUAGAUUAUGGCAUAUUGGUCCAAAGGAAGGAUUCUCAACAAGCUGUCGAUUGCAUCAGGGAAUGAUAACACUAUUGAAAUUCCAUCCGACAUUACCGUACCUUUUCUCAUCGUCAGUGGGUGAUCACUUUGUAGCUGUGUGGGAUACUGAGACUGGAAAACAUGUCUCUUCUCUAGAAGGUCAUCAAAGCAUUGUUACAAGUCUGGACUUCAAUGUUGCAAAAAAAGAAUUAGUUACGUGUGGGCGAGAUAAAGUUCUUAUUGUCUGGUCGUCCGUAGACUUCACAAAACAAAAAGUCAUACCUACCUUUGAGAGCUUAGAAGCUUGUGCUUUCCUUCCUGUUGGCGCAUUAACAAAUCACUUGGGUCACAAGUUUUCUGAAAGUAAUACUUCUUUAUUGUUGACUGGCGGUCAGUGGGGUUGUUUACGUUGCUGGGAUUUAGAUACUGGUCAUUGUGUGUUAGAGAUCAAAGGUCCCCUAGAUCGGACUCCUCAAUCUGAUUCCGGUAGUCUCACUACGUUAGAUCGCCAUUCAAUUGACUAUGGACUUCAUUCCAUCAGUCAUUUGAAUGUAUACAACGUAAAAGACAAUAAUGAUAAUGUGUUGGAUGAAAGUAAAGACUCAUUUCUACGAUUAGUUCUUGUACGUCAAAGUAAUCAUGUUGAAUUUUAUGACCCAAUGGUUGGCAAAUUAACGGCUGAGUUUUUAGGUGAUAUUGGACAAGUUGAUCAAUUAUGCAUUGCAGGCAAAAAUCACAAUUAUCUCAUUCUAGCUGAUGCAUCACCUCACAUGAAAAUUUUCUUAAAUCCAUAUGGACUCAGUUCAAAGGGAAAAAAUACGAUUGAAGGUAAUCUUAAUAGUAAAACAAAUGGUUCAUGGAAAUGUCAUCUUAUUCCCGGUGGUCAUACUGAUGUGAUUAUGGAUUUGACUGUAUCUAUAUGUGGUCAAUGGAUUGCAAGUGGUUCUAAAGACCAGUCUAUUUGUUUAUGGCAUUUAAUAGAAUCAGAAGACUCAACAUCGUCAUCACUACAUAAAUCUUCUAAAACUGUUCCUGUCAAAUUGGAUCUUAUUACUCAAAUUCACAAGGCACAUGCUGCACAUAUCAGUUCUGUUUGUUUCGAUAGAUUGACAACACAUCUUAUAUCUAGCUCAGAAGAUGGUAUUUUAAAAGUUUGGAAUGUUCAGUGUAAUAACUUAGAUAAACCAGAUACUGUGUUAUCGGAAUUGAACACAAUUCAUGGAGCCCAUGGUGGAGUAAUCAAUUCAAUUGAUGUUUCCGUUGAUAAUCGUCUUGUUGCUACUGCUUCACGCGAUAAAACUGUUAAGAUAUGGGAAUUCAAAAAACAAAGUUUACAUUGUCAAGGGGUUCUUCAGGGUCAUCGUAGAGGUGUUUGGUCUGUUUGUUUUUCAAGAUUUGAGAAAAUUGUACUUACUGCUUCGGGUGAUGGAGACGUGAGAUUAUGGAAUUUGAAAGAUUUCUCAUGUAUCCGUACAUUGGAAGGCCAUGAUCAACCAGUGUAUAAAGCAGUUUUUCUUUCUCACGAUAAACAGAUAUUAUCAUGCGAUCAGAAAGGAUUAAUACGAUUAUGGAAUAUAUCUAAGCCACCUAAAAAUAAUCAGGAUAAAGGAGAGAAUAUUGUUAAACCAUCAUCUGAAGAAAAUUCAUCUUUAGUUUAUGAAGCACACGAUGGAAGAAUAUGGUCAUUAGCUAUUUGCCCAGAUGAAUCUGGUUUUUUCACUGGUGGUGAAGAUGAAACUUUGUGUUAUUUUGAAGAUAUUACAGAGAUAUUGCUGAAUGAGACAUCACAACAGCAAGAGGAAUAUAUUCAAACACAACAAGAAUUAGAUAAUCUUGUACACAAACAAAUGUAUGCCGAUGCUGUUCAUUUGGCUGUCAAAUUGGAUCAGCCCAAGCGAACACUAGACAUACUACAAGAACUUUUGACUCAAGAUCUUGUCAAAGAGACUUGCAAAAAUAAUCAAAAUAUGAAAUAUCCUACACAAGCUGGAAACUUAUUAUCAGUACUUGAUGAUUUUGUAAAGAAAAGUCACAAUGAAAAUCUUAAUGAUUCACUUAGUCUAAGUCAAAGACUUUUAUCUUAUGCUAUCAAUUGGAAUACAAGAACUAGAACAUCAAUGAUAAGUCAAUUCGUAUUGAAUUGGAUACUAACACGUUGGACACCAGAAGAAUUAAUUGAAUGGCCAAAUUUCAAUCAAGCGAUACAAUAUCUCCUUCCAUAUACAACUCGUCAUUAUCAACGUAUAUGUAGAUUAGAAGAACAAUUGGCAAUUUUAAAUUACAUUUCUGAGGUGACUGAUGAACAUUUAAUUCCUAUUGACACUUUUAAUGAACCGAUGGAGUUGGACAAUCAUCAAAAUAAUUCAACCCAUGAUGUCAAUACUUCAGUUUCUUAGACAAGGUGAUUAAAUUCUCUUUUUGUUCAAUGUGUAUACUAUGACAUUAUAGAACUUCAUCUAUUGACUAUUUUAUUCGAUUUCCAGUUUACUAAUGGUACAGUUGUUUUGUAUUCGUGAAGGAUUGAUUUACAACUGCCAGACCGAUUUUCUUUCAGUUCUCAGAUUUAUUGAGCACAUAUCUACACUCCUUUGAAUGUUGGAAUAAGAAAAUCACUUAUAUUUUCAUAGCGAAAUUGUGGAUGAUCAUUGCUGAGAAGUCACAUACUAGUCCAAAACACCUGGCAAUUCCUUUCUGGUCUUCAGCGAUUGUCUAAUUAAGAUCAUUCGUUGUCAUAAAGUAUAAGAUAUAGUGUUCUAAUGUAAUAUUUCUUUAUAGACUUUAUUGACUACUAAAAUCCUAUUGCACUCAAUGUAAUUUGAAGUUCGUGUUAGUGUAACUAGUCUGUAAACAAGUGAUGUACCAAGCUAAUAUUUCUGUAAGAUAUAAGUACUUACAUUUUUAAGCACAAGUAUUCAGCGAAUGAAACGUCCGAAUACGUCUAACCUCAUCUGUGCACAGUUGUGUUGGUCAACAGUUAGGAGCGUCGAUUUGUGAUUUAGAUAGAUUAUGUAUCUUAUAAAGUGACCGAUUUGCGAUGCCUAAUCAUUUUUUUAAUCGAUGUGAGUAUACUGAUUUCGAAUUAUAGUAACACUGAGUAUAACCUAAUGAUAAUUGUACUCGUUUGGGUUAUGUUAAUGGAUAUUUAUUUCUUCAGUAGUUCGUUUAGUCCUAAAAAUUCUUAUUAUCAUUCAUGAAUUGAUUACUGAAUGACAACUCCUAGUCAUCUGUAUGAAUCUAUCAGUCAAGAAGUGUAUUAUAUGUUUGAAAGGAAUUAAUGACGAUAUCAGAGUAUAAAUCUAUUCACUUUGUCAGUCAAAUAUAAAGUAGAAUCUGACACAAAUAUGCAUUGAUCCGAUUUCCCGCAUCUUACUCUAACAGAUCGUCAAAAUAAGUAGUAAUAUCACAUGUAACAAGAAACUAAACAUGGGAAAUAUUAGCUUAUAAGGAAAAAAUGAAGUUAAGGAAUGAAAGCCCCCAAAUGUCCUGGUACGGCCAAGAGUGGGGAGAGUCCGAUCUCCCUCUCGAAAUGCUCUCAUAUGACCACGCACAUACAUACACUCCCACGGAAUUCCUACUCACUGCCUUCUCGUGGCGGGGAUGAUGUUUACGAAAUUAAGUAUAAAACAAAUGCUUCACUGUCAAAAUUAUAAUAGAAAUAUAAUUAGUUAUUUUGUACUCAGUCUUAUUAGUAAUUAUAAACUGUUUUCUGUGUACAUAUAUACGUUUAUAAGUGCUUUUACAAGUCUGCUUGACGAAGUAACAUUAGAUCCAUUUUCCAUAAUUUGGUUUAGGGCAGUUUUUUUAUGCAUCUAUGAUGAAUUUUGCCUAUAUAUUUAACUUUCAUUUAUCUAUCUGUUCUAUGUUUCAUUUCUUACUUUGAAUGACUACUAUCUGAUGGACCCUUAUAAAGUAGUGUACACGUAUCGGAUUAGUUCAUUUAGAAAUUCAUAAGCUUCUUGGACUAAAGCUGUCUUGUUUGGUCAUCCGUAACUUUUUCCAGCCCAAUUUUGUGCGACCCACCAUCAUACAUGGAAGUAAGCUAUGUUUAGAAAUAAGUAACAUAUCUCGGUCACCUACAUCGAUAACUUACCAUUUUGGCGAGAUUAUAAUUUAUGGAUGACCUUUGAACGAGUCUUAAGUGACCUUGAGAAAUGUUAGCCAACCAGUAAACAGUCAGCAUAGGGUAAAAAUAUAUUAUACAAAACCAAAUAAUUAAAGUGGAUAAACUUAUAUGGUCCAAAAACUUGUCAAGGUUAGAAAGAGUUUCAGAGUUUCCAAAAUCGUAAUGCAUAAGGUAGUAGAACUCAUCCAUAUGGCUCCAUGAUAGGUGGUCUCUGGACCCAUGAUAAGGUCACAAAAACCCUCUCAAACUCCACCACAUAGUUUCAUUAUUGUUUGUGUGUACUCCGGUUGUGUAGGUUUAUCAUUUUUUAUUAUGGAUAAGUCCCUACAAUACUCAUACCACUGAACAGCCGAAGCUUCAGUAGCAUCUGCGUUUUUUGCAGCCAGUGUUACUGGUGUUUUUAUUAUACAGUUGGCGGUAAUUAUUAUAAUAUGCCUUAGUCUCAAUCUGGAUCGGGCGAUAAAGUUUCCUAUCCUAGCAAACGUCUUCCUCCAACAUAUAUUACAUCGAAGGACAACAUCACGGUAGUCUGCACAAGGUUUACAAGUAAUUUAAUACUCGUAAUUACAAAUACAGCAACUUCUUAGUAGUUUCAUUUGUUGUUGCCGCUUAAUUAUCAAGUCUUCUCUAAAAUUCUAUGUGAACCGAUCGUACAUCAGCAUCAGAUACUGAAAUUGGCACUGUGACCUUGAAAUCCCUCAAACUCUUCUGAUUGCCUCGUUCAUAAAUUAUAGUCUCGCCACCAUUUAUAAUAUAUAUCAAUUAAGAUUAUUCUUGACACAACUCUGCAUAUACUUCAAAGGUAUGAUUAAAUACUUGAAAUUUACGUAUACUUUGUUUACUGUUUUCUCCAUUUAUAUAUUACUCAUAUUGUUACUCCUUUGAAAAUUUCCUCAUUCAGAUCAACGAUAUAUGAUGUAAACACGUUUAUUCAAUACAAGUAAAUCAUUGUAUAUAAAUAAAAUCUUUCUAUGAGAAUGUACAUAUCUCUUUUUUGAUGUGCUUGAAACAAUCUCCGGAUUGUGCAUAUGUGAAUCCAUCAUUCAGUCACUUGAUAAAUCCGUUGUAAAAUCCAACCGAAGUAUGGAUUAAAUAUAUAUAUUGUGAAGUAAUUGUUCAUGUAUUUUGUUAUUGUAAUAUGAUGUUGAUGUUGAUGACGGUGAUGAUCUUUAUGCCAGUCGUUAUAUUCCGUUUAAAUAAACAAGUAAAUAUUAGCAGAAAAGAAAAAGAAAUAAUGAAUUAUCCCUACAGCAUAAAGUGUCGAACGUGGUUAAACACUACUGUAGUGAGCAAGAACACGGAUAGGGACAAUCGAAUAUAUAUGACAUGAAAAUUACAGACUAUCUCAUUAACAUCUGAUAACCAUACAGUAAAGAGUUAAUUUGUAAAAUAACAAUCA
Schistosoma rodhaini is the source of this 6145-nucleotide messenger RNA. The record is from the annotation of a GenBank genome assembly. Lineage: Eukaryota; Metazoa; Platyhelminthes; Trematoda; Strigeidida; Schistosomatidae.